Molecule: messenger RNA, 2085 nt
Organism: Paraphaeosphaeria sporulosa
Lineage: Eukaryota; Fungi; Ascomycota; Dothideomycetes; Pleosporales; Didymosphaeriaceae
Exons: 2
Coding region: 1-2085 (694 amino acids)
Source: RefSeq, a predicted model, not a curated record
AUGCCUCCGCUUCCAGGAUUCUCGGGCAAUGAAUUUCGAACGUACGCAGAUUUCAAGAAUGCUUGUACUUCGCUGCUUCGUGCACUCAAACCUUACCAGUCUCCUGGUGGUGCACGCAUUCGGCUGCCGUUGGUCACUGGCACGCAUUUCGACGAUGUCGCUGCUCAGCUUGAAGGGUUUGCUCGGCCAUUGUGGGCCAUUGGGGCGCUUUUGCAUGGGUCAUGUUUGACUCCACAAGAACACGAGGAACUAGCUGAACCGUAUAUCCGUGGACUCGCAAACGGCACAGAUCCAGAGCAUGCUGAGUAUUGGGGGCCUGUCGUGGUUAGAGACCAAAGAAUGGUGGAGAUGGAAAUUAUCUCUUUUGCUUUGCUGGCGGCACCCGAUGCUAUGUUUCAGCAGCAGACGGAGCGGGCGCAGACCAACAUACGAGAGUGGCUCAAGACGCUGAAUGAGAAAGAUUUUCCAAUCACCAACUGGCUCUGGUUCCGAGUGAUGACAAACCUCGCUUUGGUCAAGGUAUGCGGCGUGCCAUACGAUGAAGUGAAGGCGUACAUGAAAGAAGACCUUGAUCAGAUGGAGAACUUUUACUUGGACGAUGGAUGGUCAGCCGAUGGCUUUUGGAAUGAAAAUGGCCGCCAGGCAGACUACUACUCUGGAAGUUUUGCGAUCCAGUUUUCACAAAUACUAUACACGAAGAUGGCCCAGCAAUUUGAUCCGGACCGAUGUCUAAAGUUCCGCGAGAGAGCACUCUUAUUCGCGUCGUCGUUCUGGAGAUAUUUUGACAAGACUGGUGCUGCGAUCCCCUUCGGAAGGUCCCUUACCUAUCGCUUCGCUUUCGCUGGAUUCUGGUCCGCAGCUGCUUUCGCAGGAAUCAAUCUGUCCGCUCCACUAGAUGAUCAGGGCGUAGUCAAAGGCCUUCUUCAACGACACUAUCGAUGGUGGAGCACCCAGUCCGACAUAUUCAAUGUUGAUGGAACUCUGACAAUCGGUUUUGCGUAUCCUCAAAUGUACAUGAGCGAGGAUUACAACUCUCCCCAAUCGCCUUACUGGGCGAUGAAGUCGUUCGUAGUGCUUGGCUUGGGGGAAGACCACCCGUUUUGGAGAACCGAGGAGAAGCCCUUACCCCCCGCAGAUGAGGAUAUUGCAUUAAAUAUUACACCAGCGAUGCAGAUUGUAUGUCGCAGCGAGAACCAUCAUUUUCUGUUAUCGAGUGGCCAGUUCUGCCCAUGGCCACUCAAGGCUACCGAGGCCAAGUACGGAAAAUUUGCUUACUCCUCGCAUUUUGGUUUCAGUGUCCCUACGGGAUCAUUGAUCCAACAGAUAGCUCCGGAUAGUACGCUUGCGCUGAGCAAGGAUGAAGGAGAUACCUGGCGCGUGCCAUGGAAAGUCCUUGAUUAUCGAUUUGAUACUGCGUGGCUGAGAAGAGGCUGUCAAAUACUAGAGGAGAUGCAAGCCCUCAGAAGUACUUGGAGACCUUGGAAAGACGCGGAUAUCGAAGUUCAAACGAUUAUUGUUGCGCCAAGUACGAGAUGGCCGGAUUGGUACUUGCGGGUGCACAAGAUCAAUAACUUGGGAACCAAGGAGAUUAAUAUACACGUAGUCCAAGGUGGAUUCGCGAUUCAAGGCAGGGAAGAUAAAUUUGGAGGGGUGUUGCCAUCCUAUACGAAGGGAACAGGUGCUGCAGAGUUCCUGAGAGGCAAUGGUUCAGUGUUCCCGGAAGGUACAGAAGAAAGUUCAACAGGUGCACUCAUAUGCUCCAAUGCUGGCGCUAGUGGAAUCAGAUCUCUCAUUUCAACCAAUUCUCAACAGGCCAAAGCGGAGGUACUCAAACCAGAUUCCAACACCAAUCUCAUUUGGCAAAGAACCUUGAUUCCGACGAUUACAAGCACGACAACGGUACCGCCAGGCUCAAGCACGGACUUCGUCACCGCUGUUCUUUCAAUAGCACGAAGGGCUGGAUUUGAAGACGAGUACAGCCAGAUCUCCAUUGGGGAGAGAUGGGAAGACAUUCCCCAGAUCUCGCACCCGACCAAGGACAAGGUUCCUUCUUCUCAAUUCAUUGCCUUUUCCCACGAUUGGUAA